Messenger RNA from Dovyalis caffra, 1209 nucleotides. The record is from the annotation of a GenBank genome assembly. NCBI's taxonomy places the organism in Eukaryota, Viridiplantae, Streptophyta, Magnoliopsida, Malpighiales, Salicaceae.
AUGGCAAAGUUCAUUACAUUGCCCUCGGGUGCAAACUCAUCAAAGAUUUUAUCUGAGAUAGCCUCAGCUAAAAAACGCAGCUCCACACAUGCCGAGGGUGGUUCUACAAAUUGGCCCUUUACUGGGGGUGUACCCAGUCAUCUGUCUUUUACAGAACAUACUGGUGUUGAGAGAGUGUACAUAGCAGGUUAUCAAGAUGGAUCUGUACGGUUAUGGGAUGCCACAUAUCCUGUCCUAUCACUUAUUUGCAUUGUAGAAGGCGAGGUUGGUAGUGUAGGAGUUGCUGGCUUUAGUGAUCCAGUUUCAAAUUUGGACCUCUGUUCCCUUACACUAAGUCUAGCUGUUGGCAAUAAAUGUGGACUGGUUCGCAUUUAUAACCUGAAUGGCAGCUCAGAUGAGACUACUUUCCACUUUGUAAUAGAUAAUAAAAAUGAAGUUCACACGUUGCGUCAAGGGAAAGGUCCUCCACUUAGAGCUGUUUUUUCUCUUCUCAAUUCUCCUAUUCUUGCACUCAAGUUUGCAAAUUAUGGAGCCAAGCUUGCUGUAGGGCUUGAAUGCGGUCUUGUGGCAGUACUUGAUAUGGGUUCAUUAUCGGUUCUGUUCUUUACAGACUCUGUAUCUGGCUCUAGCUCGCCAGUUGUUUCAAUAAAUUGGGUAGAAUGCAUAAAUACUUGUAGCCUUGUGAAAAGCCCAAAGCAUUCGGAUUCUAAUAUUCCAGUCAACCCUACAGAGGAAAUCAUGUUUUUACUUACCAAGGAUGCAACUCUUUACAUGAUUGAUGGUGGAAGUGGUAGAUUGAUGAACUCACAUCCAUGUCAUCCAAAAAAGAAAUCAGUUGCAAUUUCUAUUUCUUCUGUAUCUUGCUCAACUGAUGGAAAGAAGCUAGAGGAAUCUAGCCAGGAUGCAGCAGCCAAGACUGAAACCACGCAUACAACAACCUCAACAGGGAUUAGUUCACAUAACAAUGAACAUCACUCAUCUUCAAAUAUUGCAGUAAACAGAGAAAGAUUGAUGGAUUCAUUUAUAUUGCUUUGUUGUGAGGAUUCAUUGUGCGUAUACUCUACAAAGAAUGUGAUUCAGGGAAACAACAAAACCAUUUGUAAAGUGAAACAUGCAAAACCUUGCUGUUGGUCUUCAACUUUUAGGAAAGAUGGAAACAUUUGUGGAGUGAUUUUGCUGUUCAAGAGUGGAGAAAUUGAGAUCAGGUGA